AUGCUCCGUGAGGUCGGCCUGCUCCUCUUGCUCGCCUUCUCCGCGUGGUCGAUCGUCCGUUACCUCUUUGCGGACGGCGGCCCGGCCGUCUUUGACUACAUCGUGGUCGGCGGCGGCUCGACCGGCGCGGUGGUUGCGGGCCGGCUGGGCGAGGCUGGCUACUCGGUGCUCGUGCUCGAGGCGGGAGGCUCGACGCAGAUCUCGCUCGGCGGCGACGCGGAGCCCGUGGCUGGCAAGUGGACCAUCUUCGAUGUGCCGCUCGGCUGGGUGCAGGUGCUCUCUGAUCACCGCUGGUCCAAGGAGUUCCAGUGGGUGGUGCCCGCCGACCCGCCGCCCGCCAUCGCGCGCGGGCUGGGCGGCUGCGGCAUCCACAACGCCAUGCUCUACAUGCGCGGCCGGCCUGCCGACUUUGCCGAGUGGGGAGCCGGCUGGUCGUGGGACGACGUGCUCCCCUUCUACAAGCGCUCCGAAGACAACGAGCAGUUCGGCAGCUCUCCGCUGCACGGCACCGGCGGGCCGGUCCGUGUCACGACCGUCGCUUCCGAUGAGCUGUCCGACUUUUUCCUCGACGCCUUCUCCACCGCCGGCCUCCCCCACGUCGAGGACUUCAACGGCCCGGACCGCAUCGGGGCGGGAGCGGAGACAAAGUCAAAGAGAGAGGGCUAG
Molecule: messenger RNA, 666 nt
Organism: Emiliania huxleyi CCMP1516
Lineage: Eukaryota; Haptophyta; Isochrysidales; Noelaerhabdaceae
Product: putative glucose-methanol-choline oxidoreductase
Exons: 4
Coding region: 1-666 (221 amino acids)
Molecular function (GO): oxidoreductase activity, acting on CH-OH group of donors; flavin adenine dinucleotide binding
Source: RefSeq, a predicted model, not a curated record